CAGGAAGUUGGAACUUUCUUACAGUCCGGAUCCGUCUUCACCAAGUUGCGACUCAUAAGUUUUAGACUGAAAACGGAGCUCAGAGUGGAAGUAGUAUUUUUUCUAUUUAUUUUUUUAAAGAAUCUGUUUUUGUAGAUAAACUUUCUGCAAGUCGGUAAAGCAGGAGGUCGGGCAGCACGUAAAGUCGUCACGUAACACUAAGUGAAGAUGUUAGCAUCAGGACUGCUGGCUAAUUACUGCACCGAGCUCCACGAUGACCAGGCACACAAAGUGGACAAAUUCCUGCACAAUUUCCAGCUGUCAGAUAAGACUUUGAUGGAUGUGUCAUUACGAUUUCGUCGAGAGAUGGACAAAGGCCUGUGCAGAGACACCAACUCCACAGCUGCUGUUAAGAUGCUGCCCACAUUUGUGCGGUCCACUCCUGAUGGAACAGAACAAGGUGAGUUCCUGGCCCUGGACCUCGGCGGAGCCAACUUCCGAGUGCUUCUGGUCAAAGUUAUGGCUGAUGGUGAGCGAAAGGUGGAGAUGGAAAAUCAGAUUUAUGCCAUUCCUGAACACCUCAUGAGAGGCAGUGGGUCUGAGUUCUUUGACCACAUAGCUGACUGUCUGGCUAAUUUUAUGGACAAGAUGGGCAUAAAGGAUAAAAAGCUUCCUCUGGGCUUCACCUUCUCUUUUCCCUGUCAGCAGACCAAGUUGGAUGAGAGUGUUUUGUUGUCUUGGACCAAAGGCUUCAGGUCAAGUGGAGUAGAGGGAAAGGAUGUGGUCAGCCUUCUGAGGAAGUCCAUUAAAAAACGAGGGGACUUUGACAUUGACAUUGUGGCAGUGAUCAAUGACACAGUGGGAACUAUGAUGACCUGUGGCUAUGAUGAUCAGCUCUGUGAAAUAGGCCUUAUUGUGGGAACGGGGACCAAUGCCUGCUACAUGGAGCAGAUGAGGAACCUUGAGGUGCUGGAUGGUGACGAGGGGCGGAUGUGCGUCAACACAGAGUGGGGUGCGUUUGGAGACGAUGGUGCCCUGGAGGACCUCCGCACCGACAUUGACCGGGAAAUCGAUGCAGGCUCACUAAACCCUGGCAAGCAGCUGUUUGAAAAAAUGAUAAGUGGGAUGUACAUGGGGGAACUGGUGCGUCUCAUCCUGGUGAAGAUGGCCAGAGAGCAGCUGCUGUUCCAGGGAAAGACUACAUCAGAGCUCCUCACCACUGGCCGCUUCAUUACCAGCUACAUCUACAACAUUGACACUGACAAAGAUGAGGAAGGUGUGGUGAGUGCUGAGAAUGUGCUCCGUGGCCUGGGUCUGGACCCGUCAGUGGAGGACUGCAUAGCUACUCAGAGGGUGUGUCAGAUAGUAUCGACACGGGCCGCACACUUGUGUGCUGCCACUCUCGCGGCAGUGCUGCGGCAGAUCCGGGAUAAUAAAGCGGCUGAGAAGUUGCGUACCACUAUCGCAGCAGAUGGCUCCAUUUACAAGAAUCAUACAGAGUUUUCCAGGAGGCUCCACAAAAUGACCGGACGACUUGUACCAGACUGUGAUGUGCGUUUUUUGCAGUCACAGUGUGGCAGUGGGAAAGGUGCAGCUAUGGUAACAGCAGUAGCCUACCGUCUUGCUGCUCAACACGCUGAGCGUCAGAGCAUCCUCAACGCCCUGCGUCUGAGUCGUGAACAGCUGCUGGAGGUAAAAGAGCGAAUGAGUGAGCAGAUGGUGCGAGGCCUGUCAAAGCAAAGCCAUGAGCAGGCAAGCAUCAAGAUGCUUCCCACCUAUGUCAGAUCCACCCCAGAUGGAACAGAGCACGGCGACUUCUUGGCUUUGGACCUUGGAGGCUCCACCUUUCGGGUCCUACUGGUGCGAGUGAGAAGUGGAACGAAACCCACUGUAGAUAUGCACCACAAAAUCUACAGUAUCCCACAGGAGAUCAUGCAAGGCACAGGGGAAGAGCUGUUCGGCCAUAUUGUGGACUCCAUCGUUGACUUUCUGGAGUUCAUGGGCAUGAGGGGAGCAUCCUUACCUAUGGGAUUUACAUUCUCCUUCCCUUGCCAUCAAAGCAAACUGGAUCAGGGCAUUCUGCUGAAGUGGACAAAGGGUUUCAAAGCCAGCGGCUGUGAGGGCCAAGAUGUUGUCACAUUGCUUAAAGAGGCUGUUCGUCGCAAGCAGGAAUUUGACUUGAACUUUGUGGCAGUAGUUAAUGACACAGUGGGAACGAUGAUGACUUGCAGCUAUGAGGACCCCAGAUGUGAGGUGGGACUCAUCGUAGGCACAGGAACCAAUGCCUGCUACAUGGAGGAAAUGCAGAACAUCGAGCUAGUGGAGGGCAACAGCGGUCGUAUGUGUGUCAACAUGGAGUGGGGAGCAUUUGGUGAAAAUGGAGAAUUGGACGACUUUUGCACCCAAUUUGAUCACACUGUCGAUGAUUGCUCCAGCAACCCCGGGAAACAGAGGUAUGAGAAGAUGAUCAGUGGAAUGUACCUGGGGGAGGUAGUGAGGAAUGUGCUGAUGGAUUUUACUGACAAGGGUCUGCUGUUCAGAGGCAAAGUGUCCGAGCGACUCAAAACCCGCGGCAUCUUUGAGACAAAGUUCCUGUCGCAGAUUGAAAGUGACCGUCUGGCCAUGCGUCAGAUCCGCUCCAUCCUGCAGCACCUGGGCCUCACCACAUCCACGUGUGAUGACAGCGUUCUGGUGAAGGAGGUGUGUAGCGUGGUUGCCCGCCGUGCAGCUCAGCUGUGUGGAGCUGGUUUAGCCGCUGUGGUUGACAAGAUACGACAGAACCGCAACCUGAAUCAGCUCUCUGUCACCGUGGGAGUGGAUGGCACACUUUAUAAGACGCACCCUCAUUUCUCCAGCAUCAUGCAAGAAACACUGCAGGAUUUAGCACCGCAGUGUCAAGUGACUUUCCACAAGUCAGAGGAUGGAAGUGGUAAAGGAGCAGCGCUGAUCACAGCUGUGGCCUGUCGGAUCAAGAGUGAAGGACAAUACUGAGGUGGACAGGUAGAGAUGGAGCUAUGACGACUGAUUCUCUGUAAUGGGUCACCAUGACUGGUUACAUACACACUGACCUGAGCUUAGCGCUGUACUUCAAAUAUUAGUCUGACUUCUUUUGUGUGUGUUCACAUGUAUGUGAUUGUGUGUUAUGUUUCUGGUUGUUUUAGAUGUUUAUUUUUAUCUCAUGUGCUGACAUAGAUUAGUAAGUUAGGUUCAGAAAUGUUGGACCCUGUUGCACCUCGAUGAAAUGUGACUGUUACGAGCCAUAGGGCUCAUUUUUUUAAACACUCCCUUUACAUUCUUUAGCCUUCACCAUGUCUCCUCCCGGCGUACUAUUUUUUAAAAUGAAGUCUGUAAUUUGUAUUGAGUUUCUACACAUUUGCACCUUUCUACACAAUUGAGGUAAAAUUUGGAAAAACUUGUGUAUACAUCACCUUUAGAUCAGAUGUCACAAAGUGCCUCACAAUAAAAAAAGUAAGUGAAACACAGCUUAUAAACAAUCACAGUUGAAUGUGGAAUUGAACUAAGAAAAUAAAUGUAACACAUUUGCAUGACUUUUGUAUUUGGAAUACAUAUUUAAGCCCCAUCUUUUUUUAAACUUGAAUAAGAUGUCUGAUUGUGCUAUAAACAUGUACAUGAAUAAAUACAAUGAUACAUUAAAAGAUGAAUUUACAGCAA
Messenger RNA from Stegastes partitus (bicolor damselfish), 3651 nucleotides. It is a transcript of the gene hk2, whose product is annotated as hexokinase 2. NCBI's taxonomy places the organism in Eukaryota, Metazoa, Chordata, Actinopteri, Pomacentridae. Gene Ontology annotation, molecular function: fructokinase activity; D-glucose binding; glucokinase activity. Bases 208 to 2970 code for a protein of 920 amino acids. The record is from RefSeq and is a predicted model, not a curated record. Gene Ontology annotation, cellular component: mitochondrion; cytosol. The transcript has 18 exons. Gene Ontology annotation, biological process: glycolytic process; glucose 6-phosphate metabolic process; glucose metabolic process.